Molecule: messenger RNA, 4899 nt
Organism: Pieris macdunnoughi
Lineage: Eukaryota; Metazoa; Arthropoda; Insecta; Lepidoptera; Pieridae
Source: the annotation of a GenBank genome assembly
AUGGGUAAAGACCUUAACGAGACCCUUAUAGGGAAAAUAGACGACGCAAUCGAUACUGAUGUACGCAAAACUGCACAGGAGAUGGAUACUAUUCGGCAAAGAACUAUUGCAUAUGAAUAUUUAUGUCGCCUUGAAGAAGCGAAAACAUGGAUGGAGGCAUGUGUUAAAGAAACACUUCCUCCUGCAGUGGAAUUUGAGGAAUGUCUUAGAAAUGGUGUAUAUUUGGCUAAAUUGGGGCACUUUAUUGCCCCUGAUGUGCUCCCUUUAAAUAAAAUUUAUGACAUUGAUCAACGUAGAUACAAGGUACUUGGGCUUCAGUUUAAGCAUACUGAUAAUAUUAAUAAAUUUUUACUAGUACUGAAGUUAACAGAACUGCCUGUGACUUUCCAACCAGAAACAACGGACAUUUAUGAUAACAAAAAUAUGCCAAGGGUCAUCUAUUGUCUUCAUGCAUUAAGUUCUCAUUUAUUUAAAUUAGGCAAGGCACCGCUUAUUAAUGAUGUUUUUGGUAAAGCUGUCUUUACAGAUGAACAACUUGAUUUGGUUUCAAAAGACUUGCAAAAGUUUAAACACCCUCUGCCAGCAUUUCAGAAAAUAAGUGGACUCUUAUCUGGUAACAAUAAUGAUGGUAGUAUUACCUAUAAAGCUCUAGUUGAACUUAAUGAUAUUUUGGACUCUGAAAAACCUAUAACAGCAGCUCUGUUAAACCCUCAACUCAAAUUAAAGCACAUCCAAAAUAAGUUGGUUGAUGAAUAUAAAAAUGUAUUAAAAAAUGCCAAGCAACAAAAAAUGCAAGUUGCCCUUAAUCAUUCUUUAAAUGACAGCUAUGUCCCUGAUGAAUAUAAUGAGAUAUUGACAUUAGUUGAGAUACAGGGAUACAUAACAGCAACUAAUUUUAAAUAUGUAUGGAAAUCAUUAUGUAAAGCAUGUGAUAGGAAUGAUAUCAACAGUUUACACAAAGCAUUUACCGAAGACUGGAUUAAGUUAAAAAAUUACAGUCCUGAUAAUCUUGAUUUUUAUUGUGAUGUCAUAAAAGAGUUAACAGAAAACAACAAAGAUGUUGAUGUUGAAAGUAUAACAAAUUGGCACAAAAUAUUUCAAAAUAUUAUUAAUGAUGGCAACAGAAAAUCACUUGAACAUGUUGGACAUAAAACAGCCAUUGCAGAUGUAAACAAUGCUCUGGAGGAAGGAACAACCGAUGAUUUGUACAGAUCAUUGACAAAUCCCCAUUUGGGACUAAGAUUUAAAAUAAACAGGUUUGCCAUGCCUCUUUUAUAUGAAGAGAUGAGGCUAGAGAAGUGUGAAUUAGAAAAGAAUCUAAAUGAAAGUGAAAUUGCAGCAUCUGUGUCAUAUUUGACAGCAAUAGCAUCUAUAUCAGAAGCUUUGGAGAGGGGUGAUGAAAAUGCUGUAUGGAAUACAUUGAACUCAAAUCAGAUUCAUCUAGAAAUGUUGCGUCCUCAUUGCCGACGCCGAUACUUUUCAGCUUUAGUUUCAGCCCUUGAAGUAAAGUUUAGGGAGCAAUGUGAAUGUCCACUCUUAACUUUAGAAGAUAUUCGUGAUACCAUUGAAAUGGUCAAUGUUAAAGAUGAUGAUAAUGACGAAUUGGUUCAGUUGGUAGAUAGUAUCAAUAAGGCUGUUUCUGACGAGAAUGUAGAUGUAUUAAUAAAUUUAUUGAAAAAUCCUGCCUUAAAACUAACACUACCUUUGCAUAAAGAGGAAUAUCAUCUCUAUAUGAGGACAUUAAAGAAACGACUCCUACUAAAAGAGGCCGAAAAUCUAUGGUUAGACGAUAUUAUUAAAGCUAUUGAUGACGUAAAUGACGAAUCAAUUAAAGUAAAAGAAUUCACUGAAGCUAUUGUUGAAUUCAAUUCGUCUAUAUUAAGAAAUGACGUAAACACAUUUUGGCAAUUGUUAACUUGUCCUCUGCUAUGUAAUUCAAGUUUAGUGGAGAACUCCUGCCGAGACAUGUAUUUCCAAAUGUUUUCUAAAGCACUGAAGAAAAAAGGUCAUAACAUAUGUCCAUGGAUAGUCUGCCAUACAGAUGCCGGGAAUACUGUGUAUAUAGAUAUGGAAUCAUUCACAUAUAGCUGGACGACUCCAAAAGAUUUCGUGCCUUAUGCACGUUACUUGACUAAGAAAGAUAUAAUACAUGUUGUUCAAAAAACAAACAAACACCACAUAAACACAUAUAAGCAAAAACAUUUUGAGAAAACAGUAACAAAAUUCCAAGCUCAUUGUCGAGCAUUCUUAAUAAGGCAGAGAGUGAGAAGGCAUCAGUACUUAAAAAAUAAUGUGGAAGCAAUUAUAUAUAUACAGUCAUGGUGGAGGAAAAUUUUAGCCCGUCAAAAGUAUGGUACACUUAUAAAAAUGAAGGCAAUUGAAGCAAAACUAAAACAGGAGAGGAAGCUUAAUCCCUUAGUUUGGUACAAAGUGCAGGAGCAAAAAAUAGUUAAAAUUCAAGCCUUGUGGCGGGGUCGACGUGCGAGACAAGCAUUUACCUCUUUAUUCCACUCUGACAAUCCUCCACUUAGGGUUGUCAAAAAGUUCAUUCACAUGCUGGAUUUCACUACAGAGGACUACGACAGAGAAAUCGAAUUGCAAACCCUAAAAUCAGAAGUCGUGCAUUCCAUACGAAAAAAUCAAGAAUUAUCAAAACAAAUAGACGAUAUGGAUCUAAAAAUUGGUUUACUAGUUCAAAAUCGAAUCGCGUUACAAGAAGUCGCAGCGCAUGGGUUAAAACUCAAUAAUCUGGUUAAGCAUACGUCGAUGACGAAGCUGGCUGUAAAUAAAGAUUCUAAAGGGACUUUAAUGACUAUUUCCUCAGCUGUUAAAGGGUUGAAGUCGUUAACCAAGGAGAGUAAGCGACUGUUAGAUGGCUACCAACAUCUCUUUUACGAACUGCAGACCAAUCCGACAUAUUUAUCAAAACUUCUGUUUUGUAUACCACAGAAUAAGACAAAUUCUUUUCUUCAGAAUGUUGUAUUGAGUCUGUACAACUUUGGGGCGUAUACAAGAGACGAAUAUUUACUGUUAAAAUUAUUUAGGUUUACAUUAGAGGAGGAAAUCAGUUGUAAAGUAGCGAAACCUUUUGAUAUUAUAGCGUCAACACCCUUAGUACUAAAGAUGGCUGUUAGUUUGUCUCGGCAACUGUCGGGGCUGAAUAGUCUUCAAACAAUAAUUGGGCCUUUAGUUGAGAAAAUUAUUAAAGAUAGAGAGUUAAAUAUCGAGACUGGGCCUAUUGAGAUUUAUAAAGCAUGGAGGAAUGAGACGGAAAUGAAAACUGGUCAAAUAUCGAAACUUCCAUACACAGUUACACAAGAGGAAGCAUUGACAUAUCCAGAAGUCAAAACUCGCUUAGAAACAGCCUUGGCUCAAUUAAAAAGUGUAGUUAUUAUGUUCCUCGAUAAAAUAACUACUUCGACUGACUUACUACCAUUUUGUAUUACGUAUAUGGCGAGAGUAUUACACCGAUCGCUGACCACUAAGUUCCCUCAUACACCUGAAAAGGAUAUUUUAAAGGUUAUAGGAAAUUUAGUAUAUUAUCAGUUCUUUAAUGCUGCUAUCGUAGCCCCUGAUGCAUUUCACAUAAUAAACAUGUCGAAUGGUAGCAGUCUUACUACGGAUCAACGGAAAAAUUUAGCUUCCAUUGCCAAGAUAUUGCAUUUUUCGGCGGCGAAAAAAGGGUUUGGUGAAGAAUCAAGUCACCUCCGUUGCCUGAAUCCGUUUAUAGUGGAUUGUCACGAGAAGAUGAAGGAGCUGUUUCGACGAUGCUGUCGUGGACCAACCCUGGAGGAAUACUUCGCAGUUGACGAAUACACCGAGGCUACGCUCAUACACCAACCACAUAUUUAUAUUACUGUUCAGGAAAUAGUGGACACUCACGCCCUUUUAAUAGAGUACCAAGAUGUGAUUGCGCCGGAUCCUGAUGAUCGACUUAAUAUAUUACUUGAUGACUUGGGAGAAGUACCAAGUGUGGCACACCUUGCUUCUAGGGACCUAAAUUCGACGGCUGACACUGAAGAGAACGCUCGACUAGAAGUGUGUUUGGCUCUAGUUAAUAAAUUUCAAACGCCCGCUGACGAUAUGACGGAUGUGAAUAAGCUGUUUAUCAAAACCAAAGAGCUUUGCGUCGCCAUAAUACCUUUCUUGGGUGGUGAACAUCUUUUAGAAGCCAUAUGUAUCGGAACUACAAAAGAACAACAAGAGAAAUACAACGAGAAAGUACAAAGACGAAUAUAUUCGGGCCAAGCGCGUGCCGAUGAAGCGAUGUCUUUAAGAGAACAUAUCGCUAAACUGAGACGCAAUCUUCAAAUGCUUGAAGAUGAAGGCUAUGUGACGAGGGAAGAUGGUUAUCAAGCCCUUAUAACAUCUAUAGCUUUAGAUCUUUGUAAUAAAGGAAAGUAUCGACAAGCGCAGAGGCGCGCUCUAGCGACACUAACCCGAACUAAACAAAGUCUAUCAGAGAAGACAAAGUACUAUGAGGAGAAAUGCAAGUCUUAUGAUCAGUAUAUUAAGUCAUGUCUUGCUAAUCUUCAUGCUGGGAAAAGGAGCGUUCACGCCUGUUUAAGAUCCGGGAAAGAUAUAAAGAAAUUGAAGUCGAAAUUGACAGUGAAGUAUUCCGGUGCAAAAUUGUUAGAACGAGGUAUACUUCUUGAAAUAGAUGGACUUUCGACGUCACAAUUCAAAAACGUUCAAUUUGAAAUCGCACCUACUAAUCAUAAUGGCGUAUUUACGAUUAGAGGAAAGUUCAUGGGUGUCGAAAUGGAAUCUGUUGAUAUUGAUAUCCAGGAUCUAUUGCAAAAACAAUAUGAGGGUAGUGCGAUAAUGGACAUGUUUGGAAAAGCAAAAAUCAAUGUUAACCUACUAAUAUUUUUAUUGAACAGUAAAUUUUAUAAAUGA